Schizosaccharomyces cryophilus OY26 is the source of this 627-nucleotide messenger RNA. RefSeq lists its product as uncharacterized. The record is from RefSeq and is a predicted model, not a curated record. The coding region runs from base 1 to 627 and encodes 208 amino acids. Lineage: Eukaryota; Fungi; Ascomycota; Schizosaccharomycetes; Schizosaccharomycetales; Schizosaccharomycetaceae. The transcript is spliced from 2 exons.
AUGGAAAACCCAUACGUAGGCCAAGUAGGCGAAAAUGCUUACAAGAAAAAACAUAACAUUCGAGAUGUACCAACAAAACCACGUAAAAAGGAUUUGGGGACGAAUGAAUGGCGCUUUCAAGAGGUAUCAGACCUUUUUGAUGAAGAGCAAAGGGACGAGGAAUUUCCAAGUUUACAAAGCUUGAAAGAGAGAGAACAAGCUGGUAACGAGUUGGAAGAAGAGCCACAAGAGGAAGAGGUCGAUUACUCGAAACUACAAGCUCGUCCUCUUACUGGAAUGGGAAUUGGCCGUCAGCGACCCAAGACGAAGGUGAAGACAAUCAAACGAGAGGAAGUGGCUGAUGUUUUACAGGCAGCCGAACAUGAGAAAUCGAUUCAAGAUUUUCGGAAACGAUAUAAUGUCGAAAAGCCCAAGUUUCGUGUAGCCAAUGCCUCAGGGCACAUAGGGGAAGAGGAAGAUAUUGAUGACUUUUUAAAAGAGACUGAAGUCUCCGAACAAGGUCCUUCUCAUAAUGACUCCACAUUGCAUACAAAGGAUCCAUCUACGUCCUUGUCGCCUUUGUCCUCAUCGUCCCUUCCUACAACCGCUUCCAAAGACCAGUCCUGGCUAGAUGACUUGUUAAGGUGA